UGGGGAGGUCUGCAAGAGAAUGGCACAGAAGAUCUUGAAUGAGGACAUUGUCAGCUCGGAUCUGCAGCUCCGGCACUUUAGAUACUUCUCUUACCAGGAGGCUGAGGGGCCCCGAGAGGCUUGCAGUCAGCUUCAUCAUCUUUGCUGUCAGUGGCUGAAACCCGAUCAACAUACAAAGGCUCAGAUCCUGGACCUGGUGAUCCUGGAGCAGUUUCUCAGUAUCCUCCCACCUGAGAUGUUGACCUGGGUGAGAGAAUGUGGAGCAAAGACCAGUUCCCAAGUGGUGGCCCUGGCAGAAGGCUUCCUCCUGAGUCAGGCAGAGGUCACGAAGGAGGAAGAAGAGAAGGUCUCAGAUCUUUCUAAGGAUCUGCAGAUUGAUUUCCCUGUGACUAAGAAGGCUUCAGCAGAUUCCAGACAGAGUUUCCUCUGGAGGGGGUUCAAGCAGGAUGUUGACAGAGAUGCCGUCAUGCAAGGCAAGGAUUGAAGCCGGCAGCCGGUUUGCAUAUCAGCCUGCUCAUCCUGUCUGAAGUAUGGAUGAGUUACUUGUAUUGCUAUCUCCCCUCCACCAGUCUUUUCCAGGGCUAAACAUUACAUUUUAAUUACCAGUGCUUGAAGACUUAAAACAUGGAAUCCAGUCCUUCGAUCCACACCCAGAAGGUGAAAUUAGCAGAGAAGCAGCUUCACCCCAUAGAAGCAGAGAAGGUCUAAAGCACAAACUAAGCUUAAGACAGCCCUAUGUCUUGAAAUUCGCUCCUAUCUUCUUUACCUCCAUGUUUCCCCGAAAAUAAGACAUGAUGUCAUUCCUGCGUGUCAGUCAGAGGAUAGAGGCGGAGUCAGAAUGACAGUUAGAGAGCGAGAAGAGACAGUUAAAGGACAGUUGGAAUGAGAUAGGGAUAGAGAGAGUUAGGGACCAGAAGUUAUUGAGAGAGUGCUAGGGUUUAGGAAUAGAUUAGAGGGCUUAGUAAAGAGAAUUGAACAGUUUACAUCAUAUGGAACAAGCAGGAAUGAACAUAUAAGCUUAACAGGAGAAGUAGUGAUUUAAAGCAUGACGUAGUUCUGAAUACAAGUGAUUA
This is a messenger RNA of Pogona vitticeps (central bearded dragon), 1073 nucleotides long. The record is from RefSeq and is a predicted model, not a curated record. Lineage: Eukaryota; Metazoa; Chordata; Lepidosauria; Squamata; Agamidae.